Molecule: messenger RNA, 560 nt
Organism: Lycium ferocissimum
Lineage: Eukaryota; Viridiplantae; Streptophyta; Magnoliopsida; Solanales; Solanaceae
Product: serine/threonine-protein phosphatase 7 long form homolog
Exons: 3
Coding region: 105-551 (148 amino acids)
Source: RefSeq, a predicted model, not a curated record
UUGUUGUGCAACAGCGGGUUAGGUUGUACUUGCUAUGGCUUUGUGGCGGCACGAUAUUUCCGGAUAAGUCCGGUGACUUACUUAAUUUAGACUAUUUGCUUGACAUGCGUGACCUUAGAGCAAUGAGUACACAAGCUUGGGGAGCGUCUGCAUUGUCAUAUUUGUAUAUUUGUUUAUGCCGCGCUUCGUUGAGGAAAGCCAAGGAUGUGUGUGGAUUCAUUUCCUUAUUGCAGGUUUGGGCUUGGGAGCGAAUUAUACCGAUGCAGCCACCACCCAGGGCCCUUCAGCCACACACGGCUCUUGCACGAAAGUGGACUCAUCGUAAAGCUCGCGAAAAUGAGGCACGUGUUGUGCUACCCAUAUGUAGGGAUGUAUUGGACAACCUAACAGAUGGUCAGUUUGUGUGGCAGCCUUAUUCAGAGGCCAUCAUUAAUGGACUCCCUGAGUCUCUGUCGGCGUGGCCAAGAUAUUUGGAUGGCGCAGGUUCCCCUUAUUUGUGGGAUCUAUCGAGAGUGGCACAUGCCAGACCGCGUUCUCAGACAGUUCGGUAGGAAGCAACA